Papaver somniferum (opium poppy) is the source of this 661-nucleotide messenger RNA. Its product is annotated as late embryogenesis abundant protein 7-like. Lineage: Eukaryota; Viridiplantae; Streptophyta; Magnoliopsida; Ranunculales; Papaveraceae. The record is from RefSeq and is a predicted model, not a curated record. The transcript has 2 exons. Bases 100 to 564 code for a protein of 154 amino acids.
UCAUUCAUCACAGUACUAUUUUGUUCCUGCUCAAGCGUUUUCUGUUCCCAAAGAAAGUUUCAGAUAACUUCAGUGAUCUACAAGAAGCGAUUAACAAAAAUGGAUUCCCAUGGUCAAUCUCAAAGCUACAAAGCUGGUGAAACCAAAGGCCGCACUCAGGAAAAGACCGAACAUGCAUUGGGUACAGUGAAGGAUAAAGCUGGCCAAGCCAUGGACAAGGCUUCAGAGACUGCUCAAGCUGCUAGAGGCCAUGCUCAGCAGACCAAGGACAGUACGGGGCACAAGACAUCUGAGACUGCUCAAGCUGCCAAAGAACGGGCUGGUGAGGCGAAAGAUAGCACUGGCAGUUACUUGCAAGAGAAAACUGGAGCUGCAAAGGAGAAGGCAUCGGAUGCUGCUCAGUAUGCCAAAGAAACUACCCAAGCUGGUGCGCAGAAGACUGGUGGCAUGCUAUCGAGUGCAGCUGAACAAGUAACUGGUGCAGCUAAAGGUGCUGUUGAUGCUGUCAAGAAUACUUUUGGCAUGGCUGGUGCCGGUGAUGAUACUACAGCUAACAGGGAUUAGAAUCCGUGUCAUUGGGGUUGUUGUUGUAUUUCUAUUAUGCUUACGUCUGCUCAUUUUGAGCAUGUUUGGUUGUUUGUGUCCAAUAGUUUUAGCGAAU